GCACCCACACUGACAAGCGGAACCAAUCUCAGGCCUCCAGGUACUCCACAGGUGAGGUUUUCCAGACUGGCUCAAAGACUUCUCAAGGCUCUUUUUCACACUGCACCUUAUGGUCCCACGACAAGACUGCUAUCACCUCAGUCUCAAAGGAACACACAGAUCUACAUCACAGGUGUCGUAUUCGUGCGAGCAUGUCCCGCUCGGCAGCCAAGUCACGAGGGGAAAAGCCUAGGGCAGGCUCGGUACCCGUACCCCCUCCUCCACCCCCUUCGGCUCUGGAAGCAGUGGACAUAAUUCCCGGUCGCCUCACAGAGAACGCCUGGGUUGCUAUGACGACACAGGAGGAGGGGGAAGAGGUGGUGGCAGAGAUCAUAGCAGAUCUGAAGUCUACCGUCUUGGACAAAUGCUAUGAACAGUACAUCGAAAAACAGCUGGUACCAUACACUGCCUUCUGGGCUUGCAGCAGCCUGGUUGAAACAGUGGACUGGCUGUUCCUGGCAAGGGAUGAGGGGGAGAUGGCAGAGAGCGCCCCCUUGUGGGCGGAGGACUCCGAGGCUGUCACUUCGCCCUGUGACUCAUGGGCUGAAGGCUGUGUGCCAGUGCACUACUCCCGGGUCAGCUCACACACACCUCUACUCCAGCGCAAGUCUUGGUCGCCGAUGAGACAAGAUCUCAACAGGUUCCGGCGGGUUCCGACCCCAACAACGCCUCGGGGCACCGGGGAACCUGCCGCGACAGAGGAGAGUGACCCAGAGAGGCCUCCAGUCCACACGGCAACAUCUGAAACCACACAGAGGAGGACAUGGCAGGGCCGGCUGCCGCGCGCUCCCACAAAUGUGAGCCGGAGCCCAGGCAUCUCAAAAGACAACCUGCUAACCCAACCACCUCACCAUAGAAGGAGAACUGGCUCCCUUCAUAAGAAACUCGAUCCGUCCCUUUUCCCUGUGAGCUGUUACUGGCCCGAGGUGGAAGUCCUGGAGCCUUGCCCCUCGCUGCAGAGAAAUGGGGGGCUCACUGCCCAGUUCCAGCCCAACCAGCAGCACUGCAACAGGGGCACAUCGGCCUCCGUACCCCCCCGUGCCCACCACCAAGGGUUACCUAGUGUCCGGAGAAGGAGCGUCAUCCAUAAGCCUCAGCGGCCGAUCUUCCACGCUGGUGCCCAGCAGAACAGCUUCAAGCUGGGCUUCACCCCUCUGUUCGCCGGGCUCUCUCUGGACACCAUGGAGCUUGGCCCUGGAGUGAGCUUUAGGGACCCGACCGUGGGCCAGUCAGGCCCUGAAGGGGAGGACACAGCCUGGCUGCCCCCGAUGAAGCCAAUCAGAAGCAGCCUGUUGGAGUUGAAGCCAAUCAGAAGCAGCCUGCCACCUUUGUUGUGGUCCCUGGAUGAGGUAGUGACAGGGCACUCAGCAGGGGUCAGCCCUCCCACUAGCUGAAGGACUAGCUGGAACAUACUGCCACCCACUGCAAGGUCUAUCGCUGAAAUACAACACAUGGACUAGUAUACUUUAAAAUUAUGUUUGCUCAUUUUGAUUCAAAAAAAUAUGUUCCCUUGUGACCUUGCGUUGCAAUUUAAUAACAAUCCUUUUGCGUUCGUAAAAAAGGUCAACAUCUGAUCAUUAUAUGACACAUGCGAGCUGUUUACAUAAUUGCUUUUGACGCUAAAGCAAUCUUCAUUCCUGGGAAGAUCGUAACAUGCUGCCGUAGUGGUUCUGUGGGUUGAAUAUUGAUGUUCAGUAUGUGACCACAUAGCUGUGCUGUGGAUCCUAUUUUCAGUUUUUUUCACCAUGAGAACCCGAAUCAGAAGACGAAGAUGCUACACGCUGAGUUAAACCAACUCAUGCUUUGACCACAGGAAGUGACAUGAAGAUACAGAAGGAAAUCUGUAUUAUUGAGUGUUUGUCUAUUGGAACUGAGCCAGAAGGUGGAACGCCUUUGUCAUAGCCUACAUCCUAGUCACUGGCAUGUGACUGCAACUGUGUUGUUGGUAAAUAAUGUUCCGUUCACCCUGUGUUGUAUUUUAUUCUACCAGACCUAGUGAUCUGAAUGUAAAUAUUUGAUUUCAUGCAGAAAGUAAAUAUGAACC
This is a messenger RNA of Hypomesus transpacificus, 2083 nucleotides long. RefSeq lists its product as uncharacterized. The transcript has 4 exons. The record is from RefSeq and is a predicted model, not a curated record. Bases 192 to 1433 code for a protein of 413 amino acids. Lineage: Eukaryota; Metazoa; Chordata; Actinopteri; Osmeriformes; Osmeridae.